Molecule: messenger RNA, 789 nt
Organism: Cladophialophora yegresii CBS 114405
Lineage: Eukaryota; Fungi; Ascomycota; Eurotiomycetes; Chaetothyriales; Herpotrichiellaceae
Exons: 3
Coding region: 1-789 (262 amino acids)
Cellular component (GO): membrane; cytoplasm
Source: RefSeq, a predicted model, not a curated record
AUGCUGGAAACAUCAAGGCGGAAAUCCCUUGCCUGGUUGAACAGUCGUUACAUAUAUGGAAGAAUCCCAUUAUUACACGCCCUCAUUUUCCUCGUCGAGUUAGCAAUGGCUGCCCGACUUAUCUCCAAGUUCAACUCCUACUAUGCACAGCGACCUGUGCUUACGACCAUGAUCACGAAUGCGGUUCUUGGUGGAAUUGCAGACACAGUUGCACAGUCGAUAACCGCAUUCCGAGCGAGACAAGCAAUGUUUCCUAGCACGACCGAUUCAAGAUACCUCAUCUCCUCCGGCGUCGAACUCGAGGACCUCAACGAGAAGCCGGCAACCCUGUCUCCUGACCUGGCUCCCCGUAGAAUCGGGCCUCAGCCUUUCGAUUUCGAACGCCUGACUCGCUUCAUGUCGUACGGUUUCAUCAUGGCGCCCCUCCAGUUCUUGUGGUUUGGUCGACUCACGAAAUGGUUUCCGAUCGGACCCAAAAACGGGAACACUCAAGCAUUGAAGAGGGUUGCCAUGGAUCAGCUUAUCUUCGCUCCUGUCGGUCUUUCUUGCUUCUUCACGUUCAUGACGGUCACGGAAGGUGGAGGGAGAAAAGAGGUUGCGACAAAAUUCAAGGACAUCUAUCUCCCUACGCUGAGGGCAAACUACAUUCUCUGGCCUGCGGUUCAGAUCAUCAACUUUCGGGUCAUGCCUCUUCAAUUUCAAAUCCCGUUUGUCAGUACGAUAGGGAUUGCCUGGACAGCAUAUCUAAGUUUGACCAACUCGAGCGAGGACGAGGCACAAGGGCUUUAG